AUGGAUUCUUCUGACAGUCAGUCAACAAAGUCAAAAUGUAAAAGCAAAGUAUCCGACGAAAAGAAAACAUGCAAAAAUGUACACAAUUGUUGCAGUCAUGAGCAUAAACAUGACGAUUGUUCAAAAGCUUCCUGUAAACCUGAACUUUUGCGAAAUCUUUCAACUGUAAUUCAAAACUGGAAAUUGGGUGAUAGAACUCCAUUGUACAGACCAACGUCAGACGUUGAAAGUGUUCUUAAAAAUAUUGAGAAGCGUAUUAUUUAUGGAAGUGUUGAAAAAAUUCCACCCGCUUGUCAAGCUGCUGGUGGGGGAUUAGCCUAUCCAAAGGAGACAAAAUUUAUCUUUCAUUAUCAGAUACGUAAAUUGGAUGAUGAUCAUACUGUAAUUGAUGAUACACGUAAAUACGGGAAAACAAUGGAAAUGUAUUCAGGAAAAGAAUUUCAACUAGAGUUUUGGGAGCAUUGUUUAGGGACCAUGUUGCCAGGUGAAGUUUCUUCAUUCAUUGUACCUGCUGAAAGACUGAGUUCAUUCCCGGCUGUCAACAAAAAGCUACGUGAUUAUAUGCUGAAUAAAAAAGAUCAUGCUGUCAAACAUUGCUGUGGAUUAAUGAGUCUACAAGAACAAGGUGGAUUAGGCUAUUCAGAUCUUGAUGAAUUAAUGAUAAAACCUGAGCCGCUUGAGUUUAUCUUCGACCUAGUUAAAGUUGAAAUCCCCGGAACUAGUCGUAAAGAAACAUGGAUAAUGACACCUGAAGAAAAAGCUUCAAUUGUGCCAGUUUUACGCGAAGAAGGCAAUCAAUUAUAUAGUCGUGGUGAAUAUAAUGAAGCAGCUGCACGAUACAGUGAAGCAUUAGGUAUUUUAGAACAAUUGAUUCUGCGUGAAAAACCAGGGGAACCGGAGUGGAUUGAAUUGGAUAAAUCUCGUAUACCAUUAUUUGUUAAUCUUGCACAAUGUCAGUUUAAGAUGAAGGAUUAUUAUGCUACUAUUCGUAAUACCAGUGAAGCCUUAUCUCGAGAUCCUACAAAUAUGAAGGCACUUUACCGUCGUUUCAAAGCGUAUACAGAGACAUGGGACUUAGAUUUAGCUGCUGCUGACCUACGUAAACUGGCCAGUUGUCAUCCAGAUAUGUCAAAUACAGUGAAUAAUGAAUUAAAGAUGCUAGAAAUGAAACGUGUUGACCAGGAGAUGAAAGAAAGGCGAAAAUUUGCUGGUAAACUGUCAACUGGUUUAAAGUCAGAUACUACUUAA
Messenger RNA from Heterobilharzia americana, 1248 nucleotides. The record is from the annotation of a GenBank genome assembly. Lineage: Eukaryota; Metazoa; Platyhelminthes; Trematoda; Strigeidida; Schistosomatidae.